CGCAGCCCAUUGGUGUGUGCCUGUGUUUAAGUGACACUUGAUAUUCUGGAUUUCCCCUGAUUGUUAAUGUGGUUCAAAAGGAAAAUAAUAAGUAUUAUCAGGGUUUUUCAUUUAGUAGUAGUUGUAGUAUAAUGUGCAAUGUUUUACCUUAAAAUUGAUGUGUUAUCUGUUAGAUAGCAGAUGUAACAGAUAUACCAGCCCUUCUCUUUAUCAAAGCUGUGAGGAAAUGAUGUACUACAUAAACAGACCCAAAUGCCCUCGCCGUAAUGUUAACAGAACUGCGGGAAAGCAGUGGUCAGCAGGCGGGGGCGAAGGACAGUCUACCUGUGUCCUGGCUAGCGAACUACCGGUGUUGCUCCCGCCUGUAUAACGUUACCAGAGCACGUGCUUAAAAUGGGCCAGUAAACGUCUAUAAAGGGGUUUAAGAACCCCCACGUGCAGAAACGCCCUGACUUGCUGCCCGCAAUCACGAUACUCAGUGGAGUUGAGUGGUGAGACGACUACAUCGACUCGACUACAUCGACUCGACUACAUCGACUCGACCACAUCGACUCGACCACAUCGACUCGACCACAUCGACUCGACCACAUCGACUCGACCACAUCGCCUCGACCACAUCGCCUCGACCACAUCGCCUCGACCACAUCGCCUCGACCACAUCGCCUCGACCACAUCGCCUCGACCACAUCGCCUCGACCACAUCGCCUCGACCACAUCGCCUCGACCACAUCGCCUCGACCACAUCGCCUCGACCACAUCGCCUCGACCACAUCGCCUCGACCACAUCGCCUCGACCACAUCGCCUCGACCACAUCGCCUCGACCACAUCGCCUCGACCACAUCGCCUCGACCACAUCGCCUCGACCACAUCGCCUCGACCACAUCGCCUCGACCACAUCGCCUCGACCACAUCGCCUCGACCACAUCGACUCGGUAUCAGUCCAUACUUGCAAAAAUAUCCAUUCUACCUAUGUUUGUCCUGUUUUCUUUCGGUUCUGCAGUCUGUCGUUUUUGAUAACUUAAUUCUAUGUGACCUGUGUCAAAUUGCACCGUGCAAUGACAGGGCUGAUCCUUUGGCGUUAACAAUGGCUGAUCCUUUGGCGUUAACUCUCUUGCCGGAGUUUGUGUAGAAUGCAUUUAUUUAUUUUUUACUACAGAUUGCAUCAUCAGAAGAAAAAAAAGUUACAGGACAAAUAUAGGUACACAUGAAAGAAUGGACAUUUUUACAAGUAUCAACUGAUAGACUUGAUAGUAGUAGGAGGUAGGCUUCACUCUGCCAAAACUCAUCGCCUCGCCACUCAACUCCAUUGAGCAUCGCGUAGUAUGGAUGCACAUUUUAAGUAAUUUCCCUAUUCAAAUAAUAUCAGGAAAUUGCUUAGUUGAAAAACACGAUAAAAAAAAUAAAAUCACCUUUGUUUAUACUUUGCUACAUAGCAGCGGGGGGGUAUAAUUUGUGGAACGUUUCAACAGGAGUCUCUUCCAAAAAUCUUUGUAAAUAACAUGGUUGCCAACAAACAACGCAUACAAAGUUGUAUAGCGGCAGAAUAAGAUGCCAGGUAGAGAGUGGGCAAUUUAUUUGAGUUUUUCACUCGCCACAUUUAUUCCGAAAAUGUCUGUCCUCACUUAAGAAUAAGCUACGUGAUGAGUUGAUGCCUAUUCGGCAGAUAGUUAGCUAGGUGAAUUGAUCAUGCUACUUUGUAUGGCAUUGUUUGUUGGCGUCCUUGUUAUUUACAAAGUUUUUGGAACAGAUUCUUGUUGGAACGUUCCACAAAUUAUACCUACCCAGCAGUGGGAAUUGGCAGGGACCUGCCUGUGGUGUGUGCAUGGGAGAGAGAAAAAGUAGCCACUGGCUCGAGCUAGUUAGACAACCUAUGACAUUUUCAAGUUUGUCUAUCAUCCCAUCUGGCAGUGCCGGUCUUUAAUGUAUCAAAUCCAUGUAAAUAAAAAAUACUUUAAAAUAGCCAGGUGUUAGCUAGUUGAGGAUAUUUUUCUGCACUCCCCGUCCUUAUCUACAUCAACUCCAUUCAGAUUAAACACCUGUUGGUUACUGGUUGUAGCCUACUCUUUCUCAUUUAGGUGACUUAAUUCCAUAAUUUACAUUACAUUUAACAUGGAUUAGUGAUCUCCCACUUUACAUUGCUACACUCUGACUGUGGUGCCAACAACAACAAGCUACAUGUGUGAAACCUGUGAAGGCUGUACGGUAUGUCUUUUUAUGGGGCGCAGGUCACAACUAACGGCGUAGUUGCGAAUUCUUGCAUUUGUCUCUCCCUGUGCAGCCGCUGUUCUUCAAAAUAUUGCUUCAUAGUCAUUAUUAUGAUCAACUCCAAUGUUGAUGUAAUUGCUGGUGCUGUUUGUCCAUGAAAAUUUAGUUUUUGUUUAUUUUUGAUAGCUGUCACAUUUGAACUCCUCCGUCACUUCACCCAACUCCUUUCCCUGAGCCUGGCAGCUAUUUGCUCAGCAUAUCAAAUUUGUGUGGUCUGAACAAUCCCACUCUAAACCACUGCACACAGAAGAACCAAGUAGCCUUUAACUCCCUCAUCGAAUCUGGACGAAACUGGUCCAGUCCUCUGGACAAGAAGCCUUGAGCUCCAGUUGAAGAGAGGAGUAUGACUGCUGAAACACUUAACUUCGGCCCAGAAUGUUGUCUAGGGGAAGAUAAUGGGCGAUGCAUAUCCAACCUAAACUUGAGGCUCCGUGCACUAUCCAGAGGGGGGUGUGUGACGUCCCCCCCUCCUUCUCCAGCCAUGCCAAAGUCCAAGUUGGCUGAUUACCGCUAUGGCCGCGAAGAGAUGCUAGCACUUUAUAUCAAAGAUAACAAGCCCCCAGAGGACAUGCAGGAUAAGGAGUUUGCUGCUAUCAUGCAGGAUGAGCCUGUGCAGCCUUUGGCCCUGGAGCCUCUAACUGAGGAGGAGCAGAGAAACUUUUCCAUGUCUGUGAACAGUGUGGCUGUGCUGAGGCUGAUGGGAAAGGGAGGCGGGGCUGCCCCUGUAGGCGUGGCUAGGGGCCGUGGAGGAUGCAUCAGAGGAGGUAGAGGGAGAGGGAGAGGUGAAGGUGCAUUCUACCAAAGAGCUCCUGGAGGUCCUGAUGAAGGAGAGGUGGGCUUCGGUCGUGGCCGAGAAAUGCUCCGCAGCCAAAGCUGGGAUGACCGAGCUGAGAGGCCAAGGUUUGAGAAGCCAAUCAGGUGUGCUGAAGUAGUGCGUCCAGGGUUCGAAGAGGCGGGGACUCUGGGCAGGAAGGACUCCUGGCGUGCCGACAGUGACAACUGGCGUACCCUCCGAGAGGAGGAGGAAGAGGCAGCAGCAGCAGCAGGAGGAGAGCAGCCAGCCUGGAGAGUUGCAGGAUCUCGUCGUGAUGAUGGAGGUCCUCGUUCUGCAGGCUGGCGUGAUCGUGGCGGCCGGAGGAAGUUUGAGUUUGACUUCCGUGACGGCGAGGGCCCCCGCAGGGAAUCCGACAGGGACGGCCUUCCGGAGUGGUGCACCGAAGAGGAGGAUGGAGAGAUGGGAACCUUUGACUCCUCUGGGGCCUUCAUGUGCAUCAAGAAAGACUGUAAGGACACCAUCACUGAAGAGGAUCUGGAGUUUGAAGCUCUGGAGGAAGAGGAGGAGAAUGAUCAGGGAGGCAAGGACAACUACGCUGACAGAGAUGAAUGUGAAGCAGCAGGUGAGGGAGAAGAUAAGUACAAGACUCCUUCUCCUCCUGCCAUCUCUGGCUCUCCACCUUCAGACCCUCUUCCUGUCCCCUGCGCCACACAGGCACCCAUCUCCCAUCCCGCCAAAACGAACUAUGUGCCCGCUGAAGGCUGCCCACUUCCAGAGAGGGGUGUGCAGCUCAGCCCAGACCCCCCCGCCACCACCUCCAGCCUGAUGCCUCCUCCCUCUGGAUCUCUCCUCCCUUCAACAGGGGGAGAAGCGGAGGAGGAUGAAGGCAUGAAGCACCUGCAACAGGAGGCUGAAAAGAUGGUGGCCUCACUGCAGGACACCUCCCUUGAGGAGGAGUGUUUCACUCAAGCACUACAGGAGAGCCACACCAUCACCUCUCACUCUCACACACACCCAGCCCCACACUCACACACGCACGCCGCUGGACACACACACUCUCACUCGACCCAUAGGGACUGUGCCCUGCCCCUCUCCCACGAGGCAGCCAUGAAGUGGUUCUACAAGGACCCCCAGGGAGAGAUCCAAGGUCCCUUCUCCACGGUGGAGAUGUGUGAGUGGUUCCAGGCCGGCUACUUCACCAUGACCCUGCUGGUAAAGAGGGGUUGUGAUGAGGGCUUCCAACCCCUGGGUGAUGUCAUCAAAAUGUGGGGCCGCGUGCCCUUCUCCCCCGGCCCCUCCCCCCCGCCCCUCCUGGUGAGACAGCCCCCACCAUCUCGGGGGUCCUCUGGCAAUAUGGACCAGGAGCUGCUGAAGAAACAUUUGGAGCAGGCAGCCACUGCAGCUCUAUACCAGCAACUACAGAUGAGGUUCCAGCACAUGAACAGGAGUGGAGAUUCUAGCAUGAUGCCCUCGAUGAACAGGUCCAUGUCAAUACCUGAUAAUGGGUCCAUGUGGGACAUGCAUACCUCGGCCUCCCAGCAGUCAGGUGGUGAGGCCAACCUAUGGGACUUAACCAUGAGUCAUUCCACUCAGGGGCCAUCUCUGGAGCAGCUACAGAAGCUCCAGGACCGGCGUGAGGCUGAACUCAGGGCCAAGCGAGAGGAGGAGGAGCGGAAGCGGCAGGUCGAGAAGAGGAGGCAGCAGGAGGAACAGAAGAGGCGUGAUGAGGAGGAACUGUACAGGCGUAAGCAGCAGUGUCGGCAGCAGCAGGAGCUGAUCAUGAAGCUGCUGCAGCAGGCCCAGCCCGGGGCCCCAGGGUGUGUCUCUGGGUCAGGGUGGAGUGGCUCCCAGGCCUCAGCCCUCUCCAAACAAGGCAAGAGCCUCGGCCUGCUGGAGCUGGAGACCGAGAGGCUGCUCAAACAGCAGGCCCAGCACCAGAGGGCCCAACAUCAGAGAGAAAGGCAUGGAGGCUUGUCUAUGGGCCAGUGGGGUGAGGGGUCUGUGGGCAUGUGGUCUGGUGGGGGCAUGGAGCCCAAAGGCAGCUCUGGAGGGAUGGGUGUCUGGGAGGAGGCUGUGAAGAACCAAAACAGCCUCCGCAAUAUGGGCAUGAAGAACAGCCGCAGCAGCCCAUCUCUCAGUGAGCAGUACAUGCUGAGGAAGAAGCGUACAGAGGAGGAGGACAAGCUGCUGAAACUGCUGCAGGGCAUGAAGCCCCAGGAUGGCUUCACCACCUGGUGUGAACAGAUGCUACACGCACUUAACACCUCCGCUAACAACUCCUCCUCCUCACUGGACGUGGCAACCAUCGUGGCCUACCUGAAGGAGGUGGAGUCUCCCUACGAGGUCCAUGACUUUAUCCGCUCCUACCUGGGCGACACCGCGGAAGCCAAAGAGUUCGCCAAACAGUUCCUGGAGCGCCGAGCCAAACAGAAAGCCAACCACCAGAGACAACAGCAGCAACAACAGAAGACCUUAUCAGUAACCACCAUCCCUCUCCCUCACCAGCUAUCAAAAGAAGUUUCAGGGCUGUCCAUGAACAACUUUCCUAUCCAGUCCAUGUUCCAGGCAGCCCAGAUGGGAAAGGGAGGAAUGUAUGACAGCCAGGCUGCAAAGAUGAAGAAGAAACAGACCAUGAUGCUUCACUCUGACCCUAGCAUCUUAGGAUAUUCGUUCCUGGGCGCUGGGGAGAGAAUGAACCUGGGCGAGAUGGAAACAGUGGAGGAUUAUUGAUCCACAGCAUCUACCUGAAUCCACCUGAGGCCUUACACCUGGAUUAAAACACACACUGACACACACACUGACACACUCACCUACACCCACACAGACAAUGACGAAUGUGCACUGCUGAGCUACUUUGCCCCCUCAUAGAUGAGGACCUGGUAAAGUAGUGUUUUCUCUCAUCUCUGUGUGAGGAGGGGGGGGGGGGGGGUGUGCAGAGGAGUACCCUCCUGCACUUCUUACAGUUAAGCACCUUAAACUAAACUAAUGCACUUUAUCACGAGGUUUCAAUAUUUGAAAUGAAGUUUUGCCAGUUUGUUUUCUUGUUUUUAGGAUGCAAAAUGUGCAUAUUGUGUCUACAAUACGAUUACACACGUGGAUGUGUGUGCAAAAAUACCUAAGGAACUGGAGGUUACAUCUCCAAUAAUGUGGGGUGAUGAGGAUUUCUUUUGGAAAGUAUGUUCUUUGUUUUCUUUAUAUAAAAAAAAAGUUUUUAUAUAAAAUGUAAAGCUAUAAGAAAUUGCAUUUUAUUAAGAAAAAAACUUGAAGGUUUGCACUUAGAAAAACAAAAAAAACGAGUUGUAGAUAAGUAGUGGAAGAAAUUAUGUUUCUUUGAAUGCUGGUGGGUUUGUGUGGUAGACUUAAAGCCUGCACAAUUUUUAUUGCUUACAGAGAUGCAUAAAAAGGCCAUGUUUUUACUUUGUUCCAUGAAACUUUUUUACUUUGAAGAAUGUAUGCAAUGUGUGCCCAUGUCAGAUGUAUAUGAGUGAUUGGUAGCCAAUGAAUGUGUGUUCUUUUGUACAUGGAAUCUGUGAGUGGAGAGGGCUCUUUUCAACCAAUCUUUCACCAGCUCCUCAUCCCCUAAAUGACUUCAUGAAGGUUUUUUGCUUUGGUGUCCAGUUACCUGACUGGCCUUCUGUGUUUUGUCAUUGGUGCAUUGCUGCCCUCAUUCUCCUUCAUGGUGAGUCACGAUGGUCCAUGGGCUCUGAUUUGCUGAUACAACUGUGAAAACAGAUCUUAUGAUUCAAGGCAGAUUUCCGAGGUGUAUUUUACUGCAGUUAAGUCACUCUCGUUUAAAGAACCGUGAAAAGUUCUGUUUAAUCAUUCUCUUCCUUGUGGUUAUGAGAGUUGGUAAGACCAGAGUAGUCCCUUGCAUUUUCCAAGGGGAUCUAUUGCCUUUAACGACAUGUCAGUGUUGAGGUCUUGCUUUCCUGCUUCCAGGCAGUUUUGCAGACGAUUGCCACUGCGUAUGUUAACCCUAGUAUUGAUAGCUAGAGUCCUGUCUUUUUGUUGCUUUUUGAAUAGAAUGUCAGUUUUUAAACAAAGUGAAAGUAUUUGGACUUGAUAUGGAGCACUUUUGAGGCUGCUACACUAUUGUAUUUUUAUAUUGUUUUAGUUGUUUGUUUUUUUGCCUCUAUGGUAAUUAUUUUUACCUAAAAAAAAAAAAAGAAUCUGGGGGUGGAAAUGAAUGUAUUCCAAAAACUGAAAUGUACAACAGUGCAUUGAGAUGAUGCCAGACUUUAAACAAAUCUUUUGGAGCUAAUGAGUAGAGUUGUGUUGAUGAAGUAUUAGAAUCCCUGAAGAUGAGCUACUGUAAAUGAAACCGAGGUGGCCACGGCUGAACACUGCCUUCUCUUACUGCUCUCUGAGAAACUCUUCCUAAUAAGAUGAAGACAUCUGUCCACCGCCAUGUUGUCGUCCUCGAUACAACACACACACACGAGGAACUAGCAUGGAAAAUGUAGCAGUCGUAUUUUUUUUUGUUUUUUGGGGGAAAAAUGUCUCCUUUUUAUCUUUGAAUGUCUGGGUUGCUACUAUUCAUUAAUGAUCUCUUGCUUUUCCUCAUUGCCUAAAUCUUGUGACAAUUGAGUUUUUGAAGAUGUGGGGCAGAGGAAUGAUCGGUACGUCAUCAGCAAACUGAAACAAUCUUCGCUUUAACCGGUCUGGAUUAUAUUUUUAAUGAAAAAAGAAA
Molecule: messenger RNA, 7731 nt
Organism: Salvelinus fontinalis (brook trout)
Lineage: Eukaryota; Metazoa; Chordata; Actinopteri; Salmoniformes; Salmonidae
Product: GRB10-interacting GYF protein 1-like
Exons: 24
Coding region: 2610-5771 (1053 amino acids)
Biological process (GO): insulin-like growth factor receptor signaling pathway
Molecular function (GO): protein binding
Source: RefSeq, a predicted model, not a curated record